ACAAUUUAUUUUAAAUUUCCCCGGAAAGUAUGGAAAGAAACUACGAACCUUCCUCUUCCUCUCUUUAUAAACGUCUUAUCCGGCACGGAAGUAGCAGAUUAAUAACUCAAUCUUCUCUUCCGCUUUCCAUAACCAAACAUAGAUAAGCAGUGAACUGAGAAAUGACGGUCGGGAGAGAAGAUGUGGAGAUUUUAAAGCCCAGAAUUGACAAAAGAGAGUAUCGAAGGAUCGUCCUUAGAAAUUCCCUUCAAGUUCUUCUUAUCAGCGAUCCCGACACCGACAAGUGUGCUGCUUCUAUGAAUGUGGGUGUCGGUUCCUUUUGUGACCCUGUCGGCCUCGAUGGCCUCGCCCACUUUCUUGAGCACAUGCUGUUUUAUGCUAGUGAGAAGUAUCCCUUGGAAGAUAGCUACUCAAAGUAUAUAACAGAGCAUGGAGGCAGCAGAAAUGCCUUCACAGAUUAUGAGAUGACCAACUAUUUUUUUGAUGUCAACACUGAUUGCUUUGAAGAGGCUUUGGACCGGUUUGCACAGUUCUUCAUUAAGCCAUUGAUGUCCGCUGAUGCUACCAUGAGGGAAAUUAAAGCUGUUGAUUCCGAGAACAAGAAAAAUUUACUGUCUGAUGCAUGGAGAAUGAACCAGCUUCAGAAACAUCUAAGCUUGGAAAGUCAUCCAUUUCAUAAAUUCAGCACAGGGAAUUGGGAUACUUUAUAUGUUAGACCAAAAGCAAAGGGAGUAGACACAAGGCAAGAACUCCUUAAAUUCUAUGAAGACAAAUAUUCAGCCAACCUCAUGCAUCUGGUUGUUUAUUCAAAAGAAAGCCUUGAUAAAAUUCAAUGUCUGGUGGAGGACAAGUUCCAGGAAAUUCAAAACUCUGAUAGAAGCCAUUUCCAGUUUCCUGGUCAGCCUUGCACAUCAGAACACCUUCAGAUUCUUGUCAGAGCUGUUCCAGUAAAACAAGGCCACAAAUUAAGGAUUGUAUGGCCAAUUACUCCCAGCAUUCUUCAUUACAAAGACGGGCCAUGCAAGUAUCUUGGUCAUCUCAUUGGCCAUAAAGGAGAAGGAUCUUUAUUUUAUGUCUUGAAAAGAUUAGGAUGGGCUACUGGAUUGUCUGCUGGUGAAGGUGUUUGCACUUCAGAGUUUUCUUUCUUCAAAGUAGUAAUUGGUCUUACUGAUGCUGGCCAGGAUCGCAUGCAAGAUGUAAUCGGGUUACUAUUUAGAUAUAUUCAGCUGUUGCAGGAAUCUGGUGUUUGUAAAUGGAUAUUUGAUGAGCUAUCAGCUAUUUGCGAGACAGGAUUUCACUAUAAGGACAAAAUCUCUCCUAUGUACUAUGUUCUAAAUAUUUCAUCAAACAUGCAGAGAUAUCCUGAAAAAGAUUGGUUGGUUGGAUCAUCAUUGCCUUCGGAUUUCAAUCCAACCACCAUACAGAAGAUACUAAAUGAGCUUUCUCCGGAGAGUGUUAGAAUCUUUUGGGAGUCAAAGAAAUUUGAAGGACUGACUGACAAGGUUGAGCCAUGGUAUGGUACUGCAUAUUCCAUUGAGAAAGUUAGCCCCUCAACAAUUCAGGCAUGGAUGUCCUCAGCUCCUAAUGAAAACCUGCAUUUACCAGCACCUAAUGUCUUUAUACCAACAGACUUAUCUAUUAAGAAUGCACAAGAGAAGAUCAAGCUUCCAGUUUCGUUAAGAAAGUCAUCCUAUUCAAAAUUAUGGUACAAGCCUGAUACAGUGUUCUUUACUCCAAAGGCAUAUGUUAAGAUAAACUUUGACUGCCCCCAUGCUAUCAACUCUCCCGAAACUGAGGUUCUUACAGAUCUUUUUACACGGUUAUUGAUGGAUUACUUGAAUGAAUAUGCUUAUUAUGCUCAAGUUGCUGGUCUUCGUUAUCAUGUAAGGUGCACAGAUGGUGGUUUUCAGGUGACAUUGGUUGGUUAUAAUCACAAAUUGAGGAUCUUGCUAGAAACCAUAGUCGACAAAAUUGCAAAAUUUGAAGUGAAACCUGACAGGUUUUCAGUAAUCAAGGAAAUGGCAAUUAAAGACUAUCAAAAUUGGAAGUUCCAGCAGCCCUAUGAACAGGCUAAGGACUAUUUCUCACUAAUACUAGAGGAUCAAUCAUGGCCUUGGAUGGAACAACUUGAAGUUUUGCCUUGUCUUAAUGCAGAAGACCUUGCAAAAUUUGCUCCAAUCAUGCUCUCACGGGCCUUUUUAGAGUGUUACAUAGCAGGAAACAUUGUACAUGAGGAAGCAGUAUCAAUGAUUCAUCACGUUGAAGAUGUGUUCUUUAAGGGUUCAAACGCUAUAUGCCAACCGCUGUUUCCAUCCCAGAUUCUAAGAAAUAGAGUAGUUAAACUUGGAAAAGGCAUGAAUUACUGCUACAGUAAGGAAGGCCUCAAUCCAAGUGAUGAGAAUUCUGCCUUAGUCCACUAUAUCCAGGUUCAUCGGGAUGAUUUUAAACUGAAUGUGAAGCUUCAGCUUGUUGCUCUUAUUGCAGAGCAAGCUGCCUUCCAUCAGCUUAGAUCCGUUGAGCAGCUGGGAUACAUUACUCUCCUCAGGCUGAGGAAUGAUUCCGGUAUCCAUGGGUUGCAGUUCAUUAUCCAGUCUACAGUAAAGGAUCCUGGACAUAUUGAUAUCAGAGUUGAGGCAUUCCUCAAAAUGUUCGAGAGUAAACUGUAUGAAAUGACAAAGGAUGACUUUAAGAGCAACGUAAAUGCAUUGAUCAAUAUGAAGCUCGAGAAGCACAAGAAUUUAAGCGAAGAAUCUCAAUUUUACUGGACUGAGAUCAUUAGUGGGGCUCCCAAAUUUGAUAGGAGGGAAGCCGAGGUUGAUGCAUUAAAGAAACUUACACGACAAGAACUGAUUUAUUUCUUCGAUGAAAAUUUAAAAGUUGGCGCAACUCGAAAGAAAACACUUAGCGUGCGAGUGUACGGGAGCCAACAUUUGGCCGAAUACAACUCGCAGAAAAGUGAAGCAGUUCAGCCAAAUACCGUCCAAAUAGAUGAUAUCUUUAGUUUUAGAAGAUCUCGACCACUUUAUGCUUCAGUUAGGUGAGGUGAGGCUUUGGUCUCCCUUGUUUAUUAGGCAAGCUUGCCGUGGAGAAAAACAGAGAUAUUUUCCUGUUAGUUUUCAUAAAAUUGUUCUACAUUGGAGAAAAACAGAGUAUCCCUCUUGUCUGUGAUUUGAUGUGUUGUAUCUUACUUAUUCUCUUGGUUCAGAAACAGAAAUGUUGUCACUCGAAUAUUCAACAAAUUAAUCCUAUGUUACUUUAUAUAUGCA
This is a messenger RNA of Gossypium raimondii (Peruvian cotton), 3266 nucleotides long. Its product is annotated as insulin-degrading enzyme-like 1, peroxisomal. Gene Ontology annotation, molecular function: metalloendopeptidase activity; metal ion binding. The transcript has 26 exons. Gene Ontology annotation, cellular component: cytosol; mitochondrion. Bases 162 to 3041 code for a protein of 959 amino acids. The record is from RefSeq and is a predicted model, not a curated record. Lineage: Eukaryota; Viridiplantae; Streptophyta; Magnoliopsida; Malvales; Malvaceae. Gene Ontology annotation, biological process: peptide catabolic process.